GGCCGCCCGGUGUCUGCUCCGCCGCUCAAUGCUCUGCGGCUCUCCCACCCCCUGAACCCGAAAACUCUGCCUCCUCCUGCAGUCACCUCCCCGGCUCCCGGUCCCCCCUCUCUCUCCACCCGGUGAAUGCACCAGCGGCGCAAACAUGACGGGCAUCGCCGCCGCUUCUUUCUUCUCCAAUUCCUGCAGGUUCGGCGGCUGCGGUCUCCAGUUCGAGUCUCUCGCCGAGCUCAUCGUCCACAUCGAGGACAAUCACAUCGACACAGAUCCGCGGGUCCUGGAGAAGCAGGAGCAACAGCAGCCCACUUACCUGGCCCUAAGCUACAUCAACAGGUUCAUGACAGACGCGGCGCGGCGGGAGCAAGAGACCAUGAAGAAGAAGGUCGCUCCCAAACUGUCGCUGUCCAUCACUGGAGGAGUGUCCAGGAACAGCACGGCCACGCCCCCUCGCCACACCAGCGGUAACCUGACGCCUCCCGUCACGCCCCCCAUCACCCCCUCCUCCUCCUUCCGCAGCAGCACACCUACAGGCAGUGAGUAUGAUGAGGAGGAGGUAGACUACGAGGAGUCGGACAGCGAUGAGUCGUGGACCACAGAAAGCGCCAUCAGCUCUGAGUCCAUCCUCAGCUCCAUGUGCAUGAAUGGGGGAGAGGAGAAGCCGUUCGCCUGCCCCGUCCCAGGCUGUAAGAAGAGAUACAAGAAUGUGAACGGUAUUAAGUACCACGCCAAGAAUGGCCACCGCACGCAGAUCCGUGUGAGGAAACCCUUUAAGUGUCGCUGUGGCAAGAGCUACAAGACCUCGCAGGGCCUGAGACAUCACACCAUCAACUUCCACCCACCCGUCUCCACCGAGAUCCUGCGCAAGAUUCAGGGUUAGAUCCCUCUCACCAUCACUACCCCGAACAUAGCCCUAUCCUGACUGUCCUUACCCCACCCUUUACACCCAUCCCCAACACUAAAGGGUCAAGUACGUGCUUUAAGUUUAAUUUUUCUUUUGUCAUCUUUCUGUUUGUAUGUUACAUAUUGUUUUCUAUCCAUUUUAUAUCACUUGUAUUUUUGAAAAAAAAUAUCUUUGUAGUAUUUUUAUUGUUGUAAAUUUGCACAUUCGUAUAUACUAUCACGUUAUUUUGUUCUCUAUUGUUUGACUUACAUAAGGUGCUAACUGUAAAAAACAGAAAGAAAAGACACAAAAACAAACGAUAAGAAAGAAACUGGGGAAACGUUAACAAAGAUGUGAAACAGGAAGUUCAACCAAGCCCUGCCCCUUCACGAAGUUGAGGCUAGAGCUGAUCUGAGUUCAGUAGAAGCUACACUCCAUUUGUACGUAGGUAAGAGAGUUAGCUGAGCUCAGAUCUGUGCCUUCUGUAACUUCUGGGGGUUUGAGUGAAAGAGUCAAGUUAUACUUUAAAUAGAUUUAUUGAUAUAUAAACAAUAUACAGAUACGUAUGUGUACAUAAAAAUAUAUAAAAGUAUUCAUUAGCAUAUACAUAAAUAGUUACACUUUAUUUUCAAGCUUUAUUUUAUAUAUUUUUGUCAGUGUUUUAUUCUUUCUACGUAUAAGUAAGUGUUCCUUUCAUUCCUUAUUUGCUGAGAGGGACAGUUUUGUCACCUCAGAGGUCAAAGGUUAAACAGCUGGCUGACUCUGGGCUCAGAGAGUUUUCUCUCACCCCGCCCCCGAGAGAUAAGGAGCCAAAACGCCUUUCUGUUUGUUACUCUGAAUCAAUAUUUUAAUUCAGGUCAGCGUAUUAUGAAAUGGCCGAGGCCAACAAUCCAUAUCUGAAACGCUUCAGAGCCAUCCAUGUAUUUCAUGUCUCCAGUGUUUCCUCAUUCAGAGUGCCAGAGCUGUGUUCAAGAGACUAAGUCCUGAUUGCCAUCACGCUGUAUUCCAGUUGCCAAGGUCUUUGUUGUGUUUUUUUCCAUGAUGUUGCCAUCAGCUCUCCACUGCCAAACAUUGACCAUGCCAUGUGCCUGGGG
Molecule: messenger RNA, 1974 nt
Organism: Eleginops maclovinus (Patagonian blennie)
Lineage: Eukaryota; Metazoa; Chordata; Actinopteri; Perciformes; Eleginopidae
Gene: jazf1a
Product: JAZF zinc finger 1a
Exons: 5
Coding region: 146-877 (243 amino acids)
Cellular component (GO): nucleus
Source: RefSeq, a predicted model, not a curated record